AUGGUCUACAAGGCCAUGUAUGAUCUGAGGGGAACAACACGGAACCACUUCUACCCAAUCUGGUCACCAUACGCCUAUUACUUCUACUGUUACAAAUACCGGAUCACCCUCCGGGAGAAGAUGCUGCCUUGUUGUUAUAAAAGCAUCACUUAUAAGGAACAGGAGGACUUGACACUCCGGCCCCGUUUCUGCCUUCAGUGCUCCGAGUCCCCAGUAGGCCUCCAGAUGGGCAGGAGCACCACGCAGGGUGACCAUGACCAGCUUAAAGAACUGUAUUCGGCUGGGAAUUUGACGGUGCUGGCUACUGACGCUCUCCUCCACCAGGACCCAGUACAGUUAGAUUUCCAUUUCCGCCUCACCCCUCAGACCUCUGUCCAUUGGCACGGCCUUCUCUGUGACCGUCGACUUUUCCUGGAUAUCCCAUAUCGGGCCUUGGAUCAAGGCAACCAGAAAAGUUUGACUGCAACACUGGAGUACGUGGAGGAGAAGACCAAUGUGGACUCCGUGUUUGUAAACUUCCAAAAUGACCGUAAUGACAGAGGUGCCCUGCUACGUGCCUUCAGCUACAUGGGCUUUGAGCUGGUCAGACCAGGUCACCCUGCCCUCCCUCCCUGGGACAAUACCAUCUUUAUGGUGUAUCCCCUUGAAAGGGAUCUGGGCCAGCUGCCCACUAAGUCUCCCUGAGCA
Molecule: messenger RNA, 687 nt
Organism: Miniopterus natalensis
Lineage: Eukaryota; Metazoa; Chordata; Mammalia; Chiroptera; Miniopteridae
Gene: OAZ3
Product: ornithine decarboxylase antizyme 3
Biological process (GO): positive regulation of protein catabolic process
Cellular component (GO): cytoplasm; nucleus
Molecular function (GO): ornithine decarboxylase inhibitor activity
Source: RefSeq, a predicted model, not a curated record